Messenger RNA from Punctularia strigosozonata HHB-11173 SS5, 1109 nucleotides. RefSeq lists its product as uncharacterized. The transcript is spliced from 4 exons. Bases 1 to 1017 code for a protein of 338 amino acids. The record is from RefSeq and is a predicted model, not a curated record. Lineage: Eukaryota; Fungi; Basidiomycota; Agaricomycetes; Corticiales; Punctulariaceae.
AUGCACAAACUGAAUAAGCUUGUGUUAUCUGAAAAGCAGGGACACAGUGGCCAAAGCGGACUUAGACGAAUCAUCGCGGUUGACACAGGUCACUCUCCGCCUGCGCUGCCCCUCGCGCUGGCAAAUGCGCCGCCCGCCGCGCUCGCAAAUGCGCCGGAUGCAGCGCUUGCAAGUGCGCCAUCCGCCCUCCUAGCGCUUGCAAGUGCGCAGCCCACUGCGCUAGCAAGUGCGCCGGCCCUCGCGCUCGCAAGUGCGCUCUCCGCCGCGCUCGCCAUUCGAAGACGCUGGACAGCCCGCCAUGUCGUCGACCGCGAUCAACUCCAGCGGAGCGUAUCGAGGAGCUCGACCUGGUCCAUGCAGGAUAACACUCCUCAGCACCAUAACUACGGCACCUCGUACUUCCCACCGCAGGCAUCCCGCACGCACUCGCCGACGCCCCGCCGUGUCGGCCAACCAUCGUUUCCUAGGAGCGCAUCGCAUAGUUCCACACGACGCGGAUUGCCCAGGAGCGCCAGCGUCACGAAGCUGCGUCACGAGGGGAGUGGUUUGCUCAGCGAGGCGGAGGAGGACGACGAAGCCGACCGUGCAGGCUCUUCAAGCGCCGAGCGCGAAGAGGACCCGAUCACGCUGAGGGUCCUCGCCCUCAAACGCCCGCACCGCCAUCCAUCGCCGAGCACCGAGCACGAGCCGCCAACGCGGUCGGGCUCGGUGUCGCCCCCCUCCUUCGCGCCACCCCCGCCCAGCGCGAGCCGCCAGCGCGGUCUCGCUCGGCGCUGCUUCCACUCCCUGCACCGACCGUUGGCCCAGCGCCGAGCCAUCCUCUCUCGCGCACCCCUUCAACUAGCCCCAAGCAGGAGCCGCCAACGCGGUCGUGUUCGGCCUUGCCUCCCCUGGCCCCUCGUUGGCCCAACACCGAGCGCGAGCCGCAAACGUGAUCGGUCGGUUGCUCGUGCUCGGCGUCCCUGGUAUGCCCCCUUUGACAUCCUCGACACACCCACCUUGCCUCGGCCGCACUAAAAUGUCUUGCCCUAAGUAGUUCCUAGAUUGUUAGAGGUGCUUCGUAGUAGUAAUGAAUUGUGUAUGUAGUCUUUAUGAACUAUGCUUGUUCC